Molecule: messenger RNA, 1996 nt
Organism: Aspergillus steynii IBT 23096
Lineage: Eukaryota; Fungi; Ascomycota; Eurotiomycetes; Eurotiales; Aspergillaceae
Exons: 3
Coding region: 42-1934 (630 amino acids)
Source: RefSeq, a predicted model, not a curated record
CUCCUUCAUCAGCCUCCCCAGUCCCUCACAUCCUGCCGCCAAUGCCUCCCAAAUUGCGCGGCUCCUUAUCAAGGAGCCUACGGCGUGUCCAGGGUAGCUCAUCGGACCUCCCCUGCCCGUCCUGCGCAACCUUUAGACGAGCGCUCUCUACGCGUCGGUCCGCCAACAUCUCCGACGGAAAUCGCCAGUCGUCGUGGGCAGCUUCGCCUCGUCCCUCAACUACGCCUACCGUGAUCCAUUCCGGCAGACAGGUGCCACCUCGAUUGAGAGAGCUGUACGAGGCUCUGAACCAGGUGAAGAAUGUUGCGACGGAACAGGUCAACCUGAGUCGAUUGCAACUUGCGUUGCGGGGGUUGGAAUCGGAGGUGCCUCUUAUUCGAGUUGCCGUGCUGGGUUUGGAUGACGCCAGCUCUGCGCGCCGGCUGGUUCGCCUGUUACUGGCCGAUCCGCUGAAUCCUAGAGAGAACUGGGAGGAUGCGCUCGAUGCCUACGAAGCAGAUACAUCGCGGGGGCUACUAAUCCGAUACGGCGAAGUAUCCGAGUCCAUUCCGAACAACCUCCUCCCCACCAUCUCGGUCCCCUCCUCGAUCCUCAAGCAAGGCAAUCUCGAAAUUCUGGUCUCGAGCCUCGGCGCGGAUACAGAACUGCCCGGCACCCGGUUCACGGCGGAAACGUUCUUGGUGCCCACGGUGACCAUCCAGACCUCGCACUCCGGUCGCCACAACGUGGUGCGAUACCCCGUGCAUAGAGCCAUCGUGUGUGGCCGCGGCGUGGACGGCUUGCUUGCGUAUAGCAAUCUGGUCGCUCGUUCGGACCUCAAGAAGGAAACUGGCUCCGUUUACGGCGCGAUCGAGCUGGCGGCCAGCGAUCCUAAGAAGCAUAACGAUCGCGUCGCCUUCGUGGACAUCGACCAGGCAGAAGAUGCGCUGGGGAAAUUCCGUGAAUCUGUACAGAACGCCUCGCUUUAUGAACGGGGCUGGAACGGUAGCGGGGUGCAGCCGGUCGUGGACUGGCUGGCGGCCUUGCGAGCGGAUAAAGAUAUUCUAGAUCCCUCCUUGAGGUCGCUGAUCACCUCCCUUGUCGAUGCCGCAGAGACGGGUGUGGAUGCACAACAAGCGAUAAGAGCCCAGCAGCAGCAAGAAGAGUCGGUUUCGGAUCUGGUGCGAGGGACAAUGGAUCGCUCGGUGACCGAGUGGGCCGAAAACGCCCACUCUGAGCUGCGGAGUUCGCUGGAAGAGGGGUUCGCCAGCAAGCAAUGGAGAGAUCUUGCGUGGUGGAAACUUUUCUGGCACGUCGACGACGUCGGAAUGAUCACGUCGGAGAUUUUGGAGAAAAACUACCUGCGUCGUGCAGAGAAGGAGGUCAUCUGGACCGCGGGCAAAUUCCAGCAGGCCGGCCUGCUCGAUGCACCCCAGCAGGAGACGAAUGAUGUCCCUGCACCCAAACCAGACACAGAAAUCUCGAAGGAUGCAUCUCCUGUCAGCACAGCCGACGCCCAAUCUCCUCCCACGAGCGACGUGCCCUGGCCCACGCAGAUCACCACCAGCCGGAACCAGCUGCUGGACACCAAGGUGCCUUCUCUACAGGCGAUGGCACAGGGACUGGUGGCUUUCAGCAUCACAACCACGUCGCUGACCUCGGUCCUCUCGGCGCUGACCUACGUCUCCUUUCCAUCUACUUCGAUCUACGAAACCUGCACCGUGGCCGCGGUCGGAUUGAUCUACUCUCUCCGACGGCAGCAGCGCAAGUGGGACUGGGCCCGAACAUUCUGGGAGAACGAAGUCCGCGAGGACGGCCGGACAGCCCUGCGGGAGACAGAGGAAGAACUGCGCACCCUGGUGCAAGAAGGCGGAAGACGCAUCGACGAAGCGUCCGAGACCCAAGCCCGCGAAACCGUCGAGCGGGCCCGCAAAGCCCUCGAGGAUGUGAAAUAACCAAACUCCCACCAUAGAUCGGAGCGUUAGACCAUGCCAUGUGUACUGUACAAUAUACCACC